AUGCCACGCUUCACCCCCGAGAAUGACGGCACGGGUUUAGCGCGGCAACUGACCGAUCCGCUCGUCGCUCAAUAUGUCUACUCCGUCUUCAUCGCUCUCGCAUGGUGCAAUGCCCUUGAGCUGGUGGUCCUCUGUCUCAAUACCUUCAAGCGUUAUGGCGGCGCCUACUUUUGGAGUCUCUUCGUGGCCUCCAUCUCCAUCAUCCCCUUUGGCCUGGGAUACCUCCUGAAGAUGUUUCAUAUCACCUUCACCAACGGAUAUCUUGAGUUAGCUAUCACAGAUAUCGGCUGGGUGGGCAUGGUCACCGGUCAAUCGCUUGUCCUUUGGUCACGUUUGCACCUCGUUGUUCACAAUCGCAAGGUGCUCAAGGGCAUUCUUUACCUCAUCAUCAUCGACGGCGUCCUCCUCCAUACUGCGGCUACCACGCUCGAGUUUAUGAACAAUGGUCUUUCGUACAUUCACAACGUGACGGUGGCGUUUGGUAUCAUGGAACGAAUUCAGGUGGUGUGGUUCUGCGUGCAAGAGCUCCUGAUCUCCGGUGGUGGCAGUUCAAUUCGCGGGCUAUUUCACCCUCCAGGUCACCACAAAGGUGUUGGUCUAUAG
Molecule: messenger RNA, 603 nt
Organism: Aspergillus oryzae RIB40
Lineage: Eukaryota; Fungi; Ascomycota; Eurotiomycetes; Eurotiales; Aspergillaceae
Exons: 2
Coding region: 1-603 (200 amino acids)
Source: RefSeq, a predicted model, not a curated record